Messenger RNA from Salvia miltiorrhiza (redroot sage), 1425 nucleotides. RefSeq names its product B3 domain-containing protein At5g60142-like. The record is from RefSeq and is a predicted model, not a curated record. Bases 181 to 1281 code for a protein of 366 amino acids. The transcript has 8 exons. Gene Ontology annotation, molecular function: DNA binding. Lineage: Eukaryota; Viridiplantae; Streptophyta; Magnoliopsida; Lamiales; Lamiaceae.
UUAGCAUUUAAUUUAAGAAAAUCAACGACCUUUUUUCAACGGCCAUGCAGAAAAUCCCCCAACAAAAUCACCUUUGCAAAUUGCAACACUUUGGAUUUAGCUACGAAUUCUCUUCGCCUCCUGCUUCGCGUGCACCGCAUUUUUGUAGAGCAUUAAAAAUUCAAGUUUUGGGUGUGAAAAAUGGUGAACCGUCCAGGAUUCUUCAAGUUCUACUUACCUUCGCUCGGCGAAGAGAAUCUGAAAAUCCCUUCAAGGUUUAUUCAAUCUGUUCAAGGAACAUGGCCAAUGGAUUUGGCACUUCGAGAUCGGUAUAACAAUUUGUGGAAUGUGAAGGUGGAAAUGGUUGGCGGUGAUUGGUACUUUAAAGAUGGUUGGACAAAGUUCGCUGAUGAUAAUAUGAUAAAAGGAGGGGAUAUGUUAGUAUAUGAAUAUUUCUCUCCAGGUUUACUUGACUUUAAAGUUCAUGGCGGCUCUGCUUGCUUAACCGAAGGAUUUGGAGGUCGGGAAACUAAGAAUAUUGAAGAGCAGAUUAUAAAAAUAGAAUCAGAUGAUGACAUUGUAACUCGUACUAAUGAAACUGAUUAUGAUCCUAUUGAUGAAGAAGAAUACUUGCAUGAUGGUUAUUAUAAAGUAGAGCAAGCAAUGGAUGAUGAUACUGACGAUUAUGAUUCCACAACUAAAGAAGAGAAUCUUAGGGAUGAUCAUUUUCAAGUGGUGCAAGUGACGGAUGAUGACACUGAUGAUGACGGUUGUCUUCCUACAACUAAAGAAGCAAAUCAACGAGAUGCUCACCCAGUAGGGAAGCAAUUGAUGAAUGUUUCCAAAUGUGUGCAAAUAAUUCGGGAAGAGGGUCCAAGAGAUGAUACUCCUCAACAAGAGCUGGUGAGGUAUGGUACGGCCAGUUCUAGCAAGCAUAAAAACAAAAGGGAUUAUGACUGGUAUGGUGUAGAGAUCUUCAAAACCGGACUCAUUCCCCAGCCCCGGAAUCCUUAUUUUGUGACCAAGAAACGAAGACACAGAGCCGGUGAACUAUAUAUACCCAUGGAUGUGAUAAGAUGCUACAACCUGAAACUCCCCGAGACAGUGACGCUCCUCGACCCAAAAGGAAGGCAGUUUCGUGCUACACGCAAGAUAUGGGCUGAUGAGAGGACGUUCUACUUUGGAGGCUGGAAAGGCCUUUGUGGAGUGAACAUGGUGGAAGACGAAGACUCGUGCAUCUGUGAGUUUUUGCAGAAUGGCGACGAUCUACGCAUCAGUGUAAGCUUCUUCCCCCCAAAAUAGCAGCAAUGGUGGAAUGGAGGAGUAGUGGAUUGGAUUCGUAUAGAGGGUUUCACAUUUGUAUAGUCUUGGAUGAAUUGUUUUAGCAUUUGAGAUUUUUGAGUAAUUGUUGGGAUAUGAUUUUAAGAAGUAUGAUUUGUUGUUUCA